Molecule: messenger RNA, 2247 nt
Organism: Triticum turgidum subsp. durum (durum wheat)
Lineage: Eukaryota; Viridiplantae; Streptophyta; Magnoliopsida; Poales; Poaceae
Source: the annotation of a GenBank genome assembly
AUGCUCCUCGCCUCCUCCGGCCAAAUGGCGGCGCUCCGCCCGCCGCCGCGCCUCCUCCUCCUCCCGCCCCGCCCGGCCGCCCUGCCGCUCCGGCGCCGGCCCGGCCUGCUCGCCUCCUCGGCGAGGCGGCGUGGCGGCGCUGACCGCGUCUGCGUGCCCCGGUGCGCGGGCGCCACCCCCCCUCCGCAAACCUCCGCCGGCGGCUCCGCGGUUAGUCCCCCUGUACAAAUCCCGGCUCGCAGAAAGUGCUCUCCGUUUCUUGAUAGUGCUCUAUUGCCUGGUGGAAAUGAAUUGGCUGUGCAUGAGUGGAAGGCCGUUCCAGAUAUUUGGAGGACAGCAGCAGAAAAAUAUGCUGACCGUGUAGCUCUGGUGGACCCUUAUCAUGAUCCUCCGUCUGAAUUGACUUAUAAGCAGCUUGAACAACAAAUAUUGGAUUUCUCUCAUGGUCUGCGGGUUGUUGGUGUUGCUCCAGAUGAAAAGAUAGCCCUUUUUGCUGACAACUCAUGUCGGUGGCUAGUAGCAGAUCAAGGAAUCAUGGCUACUGGUGCUAUCAAUGUUGUUAGAGGAACAAAAUCUUCCGAUGAAGAACUGUUCCAAAUAUACAGUCACUCAGAAAGUAUUGCACUUGUUGUGGACAGUCCUCAAUUCUUUAACCGGCUUGCAGAAUCUUUCAUUUCAAGGAUUAAUGCAAGAUUCAUUGUGCUACUUUGGGGUGAUAAAUCAUCCCUAAAUAGUAAAGCUGUGAUGGACAUACCAGUUUAUGACUACAAUGAUAUCACUGAACUUGGACGAGAAAAUCGCAAUGCAUUAUGCUACUCAAGCGAGCUAUCCGAGCAAGGUCAGCAAGGCGUCUUCGAAGCUAUUGGUCCAGAAGACGUUGCGACCCUAAUAUAUACUAGCGGAACAGGUGGCACACCAAAAGGCGUGAUGCUUACACACCGAAAUCUCUUGCAUCAGAUAAAUAACUUAUGGGAUAUUGUUCCAGCAGUACCUGGUGAUAGGUUCCUAAGCAUGCUUCCACCCUGGCAUGCAUACGAGCGUUCUACUGAGUACUUCAUCUUCACUCAUGGAAUUCAACAAGUUUACACUACUGUGAAGCACCUGAAGGCAGAUUUGCAGCUCCACCAACCCCAUUAUAUUAUCUCUGUACCACUGGUCUAUGAAACUCUGCACAGUUCGAUUCAGAGGCAGAUAUCUGCUAGUUCUCCUGCUCGAAAAACUGUUGCCCUUGCACUUAUCAAGAUAAGUUUGCUAUUUAUGGAGGCAAAGAAAAUAUAUGAGGGAACAGUCUUAUCAAACAGUCCUGUCAAGCAAUCAUUCAUUUUCUACAUGUUCAAUUAUCUACGGGCAAGAAUCGUCGCUGCUCUUUUGUGGCCUUUACAUAAUCUGGCAAAGAUGUUAGUCUACAAGAAAAUCCAUUCUUCCAUCGGAAUUUCGAAGGCUGGUAUUAGUGGUGGAGGAAGUCUUCCGAUGCAUGUUGACAAGUUUUUUGAGGCUAUUGGUAUCAAAGUGCAAAAUGGCUACGGUCUAACAGAGACUUCCCCUGUUGUAGCUGCUAGACGGCCAUUCUGUAACGUUCUUGGCACAGUUGGCCACCCAAUAAAGCAUACAGAAAUCAAGAUCGUGGACAUAGAGACCGGUGAGGUGCUCCCAGAUGGUUCAAAGGGGAUUGUGAAGAUUAAAGGACUGCCAGUAAUGAAGGGAUAUUAUAAGAAUCCAUCUGCUACAAAUAAAGCUUUGGAUCUAGAAGGUUGGUUCAACACUGGAGAUAUAGGUUGGAUUGCACCUCACCAUGCCACAGGUCCUAGUCGAAAGUGUGGAGGGAUGCUUGUUCUUGAAGGGCGUGCAAAGGAUACAAUAGUUCUCACUACAGGAGAAAAUGUUGAACCUGCUGAGCUUGAGGAAGCAGCAAGCAGAAGUAGCUUGAUUGAUCAGAUAAUGGUUAUUGGCCAGGAUCGGCGGCGCCUCGGUGCUAUUAUUGUUCCCAACAAUGACGAAGUCGUGGCAGCAGCAAAAAGAAAGUCUAGCCUUGAUGGGAACAACGGGCUAGCCAAAGAUAUGGUCAUGAGCUUGUUAUAUGCUGAGCUGAAAACUUGGAUGGCUGGUUGCUCAUUCCAGAUUGGCCCUAUUCUUGUUGUCGACGAACCAUUUACGAUUGAUAAUGGUUUGAUGACACCAACCAUGAAAAUAAGAAGGGACAAAGUGGCGGCCAAGUAUCAGAGUGAGAUUGAAGCCUUGUACAAGUGA